AAGGUGUAUCCCCAUACAGCCGUGUCUUAAUAUUUUAUUCAUUCAAUGAUUCAAAGUAAUUUUCAGUAUGAUGCUUUGAAAUAACGUUUCUAACUUUCUAUCAACGGUACUUAUUGACAACGAACUACGAAGUCACGUUGUUUUCGUUUUCGCUAACGGUUUAAUCUGUCGAACGGGAUUUGGAUUAUAGUUUUCUAUGCUGUCAAAAUCGAAAUGAAAAAAAAAUAAACAAGAUCGCGGUAUAAAAACUUAAAACUUUGCAUUUAUAGAAGAAAUAUUAUUGGAAAUGUGUAAAAUGAUAAUUUAUUAGAUCUUUUAACGCUAAUAUUUAAGUUAAGUUCGUUUGAAGUACUUAAAAAACAAAAAUGUGCUAGUGAAAGUACUUACCGCAGUUCCAAAUUAAAUAAUCUUUAGUUGUAGUAUCAAUAAAAUGGGUAAAACUAGCAAAGUAGUUGUGUGCGGAAUGAAAAGUGUUGGCAAAACAGCUGUUUUAGAACAACUUAUUUACGGAAAUGUGAACUUGAAGUCCUCGUUCUAUCCAACUAUCGAAGAUAUAUAUGUUGCUAACAUUGAAACUGAUAGAGGUACUAAAGAACGCGUGUGUUUUUACGACACGGCGGGGCUGGAGCCCCCCCUUACAGGCGAGUUGAAAGGGCCACCUCAAUCCCCAACCAUGCAGCUGACUUCGAACCAAGUGCUCCAACGUCACUACCUGGGGUUUGCGGAGGGUUACGUCAUGGUUUAUGACACAACUAGACCUGAAUCACUUGAUGUGUUGAUCUAUUUGAAAAAAGAUAUUGAUAGGAAUAAGGAUAAGAAAGAGGUAGUGAUGAUGGUAAUAGGAAACCGGACAGGCCCAGAUGACCUCAAUAGUUUAGAAAACACGUGCUCGAAAGCAGCCAACUGGUGUGCACGAGAAAAGAUACGUCACUUUGAAGUUACAGCAAUGGACCGACCAUCUUUGUAUGAGCCCUUUAUAUUCAUGACCUCCAAGCUUAACCCGGUUCAAAAUAAGACAGCCUUCCCACAGCUUAGCACAUUGAGUAAACUAACUCAGAAGAGUAGUCGAAGCGAUGCCAUGUAACAUUACGUUUCUAGGCUGUGCCCCUUUUGCUAUCAGCCGUGAAGGCUUUUGCGCCAAAUCUUCAUCAAAGUCAUGUUUCUCAUCUUAUCAGCUGAGCUUAUGUUGACUUGUCAGUCGAUUGUCGUAGAAUGACAAAGGCUUUAUUUCUGAUUGGCUGAAACUAUUCCACUAUUGGCUUAAAUAUGCAAUUUGAGCGAGAGUACAUUAUGUUCAGCCGAUAAUAGAUUCGCAAAACGAACUACAGAAGCCAAAAACUUCACUUUAAAAAUAUUUUUUAUAUUUUGAGAACUAUGAAGUUUUUUUUAAAUAUUUUUUAAUACCUAAUGAAGUUCUAAGAAUCUCACAGUAUUCGAAUAUUUAUAUUUUAAUUAUUUUAGGCAUUUGCAUUUUAAAAACUAGUUUAUUAUAUAACUUAUUUCUAGUAUACGAUUGAUUGUAUAUGGUUGAAUGGUUGAGAA
Molecule: messenger RNA, 1542 nt
Organism: Pararge aegeria (speckled wood butterfly)
Lineage: Eukaryota; Metazoa; Arthropoda; Insecta; Lepidoptera; Nymphalidae
Gene: kappaB-Ras
Product: NF-kappa-B inhibitor-interacting Ras-like protein
Exons: 3
Coding region: 431-1084 (217 amino acids)
Biological process (GO): canonical NF-kappaB signal transduction
Molecular function (GO): GTP binding; GTPase activity
Source: RefSeq, a predicted model, not a curated record